UUAUAUUAUUAUAAUUACUCUUAUCUUGUUUUUUUUUAGUGCAAGUAAUACUGACACAAACGCGAUUAGAAAAUAACAAUUUGCAGUUUGGGGCUUCCGUAGUCGACACUUCCGGGACGAGCUCGCGCGUGUGGUAAACAAGCAUGGACGACUCGGACGCAUGGGACAAUGUGGCCGGAGGUCCGAGUUUGAAGAACCUCACGGAUGGAAGCUUCGGUGUGCUCAAACAGAGCCAAUGUGCUGCUGUGCAGGACUUGGUCAAAACGCACAUUGACUCCUUCGACCAUGCCAUCGGCGAAGGGCUCAGCCGCGUUGUGCAGGCCAUCCCGCCGCUGGAGUUCAUGCUGAACGGCGAGCGCAUCGGCCUGGCGUUCGUGGAGGCCGUCGUGCACCCGCCAGCCGUGUCCAAGGCCAGCGUGUGCCGGGAGAUGAGGGUCUUCCCGGCAGAGUGUCGCGGCAGGCGAUGCUCAUACAAGGGCAAGAUAGUGGCGGACGUGAGCUGGUCGGUGGACGGUGUUCCAAAAGGGAUCAUCAAGCAGGGGCUCGGGCAAAUUCCCAUCAUGGUCAAGUCCAAGCUGUGUAACCUGCACGGGAUGACGCCGCGGCAACUGGUGGAACACCACGAAGAGGCUGAGGAAAUGGGCGGCUACUUCAUCGUGAACGGCAUCGAGAAGGUGAUCCGCUUGCUGAUCAUGCCCCGGAGGAACUACCCCAUCGCCAUGUCACGACCCAAGUGGAAGAGCAGAGGCCAGGGCUACACGCAGUACGGUUUGUCCAUGCGCUGCAUGAAGGGGGAGCACACGGCGGUCAACAUGAACCUUCACUACCUGGAAAACGGAACCGUCAUGCUCAACUUCAUAUACCAGAAGGAACUUUACUUUCUGCCGCUCGGCUUCGUACUGAAGGCUCUGGUGGACCUGAGCGAUGCGGAGAUUUUCUCGGAGCUGAUCAAAGGUGUGGAGGAGAACGCGCUGUACCGCAGCUGCGCCUGCGAGAUGCUGCGCUUGGUGUUGGGACAGGGCUGCACGUCACGCUCCAAAGUCCUGGACUACCUGGGACGGCGCUUCCGCGUCAAACUCAACCUGCCCGAGUGGUACAGCGAACAGCAAUGCGCCGACUUCCUGCUGGACGAGUGCAUCUGCAUCCACCUGCAGACGGGCAUGGAGAAGUUCCGGCUGCUGUGCCUGAUGUGCCGCAAGCUGUUCAGUUUCGCCAAGCGGGAGAGCCUGGAGGAGAACCCGGACAGCAUCGCCUGCCAGGAGGUCCUCACGCCGGGGCAGCUCUACCUCAUGUUCCUCAAGGAGAAGAUGUGGGCGUGGCUGCUGUCAAUCAAGUCGGCCAUGGCCAAGCGAUCGAAUCGCCUGAAGGGCGGCUGGACGGCGGAAAACAUCAUCAAGAUGUUCAACAUGGGAAGCGAAGUCACCAAACCCUUCGAGUACCUGCUGGCCACCGGCAACCUCAGCUCCAGGACGGGUCUGGGCAUGCUGCAGAACACGGGCCUGUGCGUGGUGGCCGACAAGCUCAACUUCAUCCGCUACCUGUCGCACUUCCGCUGCGUGCACCGCGGCGCCGCCUUCACCAAGAUGCGCACCACGUCGGUGCGCAAGCUGCUGCCCGAGUCUUGGGGCUUCCUGUGCCCCGUGCACACCCCCGACGGCGAACCCUGCGGCCUCAUGAACCACAUGACGGCCAGCUGCCAGGUGGUGACGGCCUCGGCGCCCACCGUGGGGCUGCCCGCCCUCCUCUGCUCGCUGGGCGCCGCCCCGGCCGACGCCGCCCCCGCCGGCCUUUACGCCGACUGCUACCCGGUCCUGCUGGACGGCGCCUUGGUGGGCUGGGUGGAGGCCCGCGUGGCCCCCGGCUUGGUGGACUCGCUGCGCAGGUUCAAGGUACGGCAAAUUGCACGGCUUUUUUUUGGCAAUUUUCCUUCUUGGCGGAAACUUGGAGCGCCGUUCUCCCUCCAGGUUCUGCGGGAGAAGAAGGUUCCUCCCUGGACCGAGAUUAUUCUGGUGCCCAAGACGGGCAAAGCCAGCUUAUACCCGGGCCUGUUCCUGUUCACCACGCCGUGCCGCAUGGUGCGCCCCGUGCGCAACCUGGCGCUCGGCAAGCGGGAGCUCAUCGGAACUUUUGAGCAGCUUUACAUCAACGUGGCCGUGACGGAGGCGGAGGUGCAGGCGGGCGUCAGCAGCCACCAGGAACUCUUCCCGCAUAGCAUGCUCAGCGUGGUGGCCAGUUUCAUCCCCUACUCGGACCACAACCAGAGUCCCAGGAACAUGUACCAGUGCCAGAUGGGUAAGCAGACGAUGGGCUUCCCCCUUCACGCCUUCCGGGAGCGUUCGGACAACAAGCUGUACCGGCUGCAAACGCCGCAGAGUCCGCUGGUGCGCCCGUCCAUGUACGACCGCUACCAGCUGGACAACUACCCCAGCGGCACCAACGCCGUGGUGGCCGUCAUCUCCUACAGCGGCUACGACAUGGAGGACGCCAUGAUCGUGAACAAGUCGUCAUGGGAACGCGGCUUCGCUCACGGCUGCAUCUACAAGACGGAAAUGGUGGACCUGGCCAAGCAGGCGCGGGGCCAGGACGGCGUGGUGUUCGGGACCAAGCCGGGCGACCCCAAGGUCAACCGGCAACUGGAUGCCGACGGGCUUCCCCCGGUGGGGGCCAUGCUACGCUACGGUGACCCCUUCUACAGCUACAUCAACCUGAACACCGGUCAGGCCUUCGUCUCCUUCUACAAGAGCCCCGAAGCCUGCGUGGUGGACAACAUCAAGGUCUGCGGGAACGACACCGGCACGGGCUCCUUCAAGCGGGUGUGCAUCACCAUGCGGGUGCCUCGCAACCCCACCAUCGGCGACAAGUUCGCCAGCCGCCACGGCCAGAAGGGCAUCCUGAGCCGCCUGUGGCCCGCCGAGGACAUGCCCUUCAGCGAGAGCGGCCUCAGCCCCGACAUCCUGUUCAACCCGCACGGCUUCCCGUCGCGCAUGACCAUCGGCAUGCUGAUCGAGAGCAUGGCGGGCAAAUCGGCCGCCCUGCACGGGCUCAGCCAUGACGCCACGCCCUUCGUCUUCUCCGAGGACAACUCGGCGCUCGACUACUUUGGCGAGACGCUCCGGGCCGCCGGCUACAACUAUUACGGGACCGAGCGCCUCUACAGCGGCACCAGCGGCCUCGAGCUGGAGGCAGACAUCUUCAUCGGUGUGGUUUACUACCAGAGGCUCAGGCACAUGGUGUCUGACAAGUUCCAGGUGCGUACGACGGGGGCCCGCGACAAGGUGACCAACCAGCCGGUGGGCGGCAGGAACAUCCAAGGCGGCAUCCGCUUCGGCGAGAUGGAGCGCGACGCGCUGCUGGCGCACGGCUCGUCCUUCCUGCUGCACGACCGCCUCUUCAACUGCUCCGACCGCUCGGUGGCGCAGGUGUGCGUGGACUGCGGCAGUUUGCUGUCGCCGCUGCUGGAGAGGCCGCCGCCCUCGUGGUCGUCCACGCGCCACCGCCGCACCGUCUGCUCGCUCUGCGGCAAGAGCGACUCGGUGGAGUCGGUGUCCGUGCCGUACGUCUUUCGCUACUUUGUGGCCGAGCUGGCCGCCAUGAACAUCAAAGUCAAGCUGGACGUCAAGUGAACGACGCCGGGGGGUGG
Messenger RNA from Hippocampus zosterae (dwarf seahorse), 3640 nucleotides. It is a transcript of the gene polr1b, whose product is annotated as RNA polymerase I subunit B. Gene Ontology annotation, cellular component: nucleus; RNA polymerase I complex. The transcript is spliced from 14 exons. The record is from RefSeq and is a predicted model, not a curated record. NCBI's taxonomy places the organism in Eukaryota, Metazoa, Chordata, Actinopteri, Syngnathiformes, Syngnathidae. Gene Ontology annotation, molecular function: DNA binding; ribonucleoside binding; DNA-directed RNA polymerase activity. The coding region runs from base 144 to 3623 and encodes 1159 amino acids. Gene Ontology annotation, biological process: DNA-templated transcription.